Messenger RNA from Lucilia cuprina (Australian sheep blowfly), 453 nucleotides. RefSeq lists its product as uncharacterized. Lineage: Eukaryota; Metazoa; Arthropoda; Insecta; Diptera; Calliphoridae. The transcript has 2 exons. The coding region runs from base 1 to 207 and encodes 68 amino acids. The record is from RefSeq and is a predicted model, not a curated record.
AUGUAUAUUUUAGGUUUUCGCGUUGUAGCAUCCUCCUCCACAGCCGUAAAACAAGAUUAUAACGAGUAUAUGUGGACCAUGCGUAAAGAGUUUACCGAACCUGAACCACUUGAGACCGAAUCAGCCGUUGUAAGAGAAAAUCUGUCGAAUAUAGGACGAGAAGCAGCUAGUUUAGGCAACUAUCAUAAAGUGCACUCUCCCGAAUAAAUUGGAAAGUACUUGUCGAAAACAAUUUUUUUGUACCAUUUUUCUACUCUCUAAUCUCUAACCAACCCUUGUCCUCAAACUCCAAAGCCAAGUUUGUUACCAAAAGCAAAAAAAGAAGGAAAUCUUUCGAAAUAAAUCACUACAAAAAUAAAUUUUCUCGUUAAAAAAAUAAAUUGUUAAUUACUCUCUUUCUCCACCCAAAAUUAAAAGAGCAGUGUGAAGAGAGUGUAUUAUUUGUCUUUAAAU